Orycteropus afer afer is the source of this 1324-nucleotide messenger RNA. It is a transcript of the gene RNF121, whose product is annotated as ring finger protein 121. Gene Ontology annotation, molecular function: ubiquitin protein ligase activity; metal ion binding. The record is from RefSeq and is a predicted model, not a curated record. NCBI's taxonomy places the organism in Eukaryota, Metazoa, Chordata, Mammalia, Tubulidentata, Orycteropodidae. Gene Ontology annotation, cellular component: endoplasmic reticulum membrane; Golgi membrane.
GAGUGAGGGAGCGUCUCGAAAGUUGUCCUUUUAGUAAUCCUCUCCUUUUGGCUCUUAAAAGGGUGAACUAGUGAAAUACUUCCACUGAAAAUAAUACAACACAAAUUUCUUAUUUUCCAACAUCCUUCCCGUCCUGAAGGAUGGUAGAGCACGGGAAUGGUCCCUCCCUCACUCUGAAGUGAGUAGCAAGCAGAUGGUCUCUUAGUUCCUGACAGGUCUCCACCAGCCUAGGUACCCCGCCCCCUCUGCCAGAGCCUGCGGCGUCGAUUGGCUAGGAGUACUUGAGCGGCGGAAGCAGCUGGCUCGCGCGGGGAGUGAGGGGAGGGGGCGAACCGUAAAGAUGGCGGCAGUGGUGGAGCUGGAGGUUGGAGGAGGUGCUGCUGGGGAACGGGAGCUAGAUGAGGUUGAUAUGUCAGACCUGUCCCCAGAGGAGCAAUGGAGAGUCGAGCACGCACGCAUGCAUGCCAAGCACCGUGGCCACGAAGCCAUGCAUGCUGAGAUGGUCCUCAUCCUCAUCGCUACGUUGGUUGUGGCCCAGCUGCUCCUCGUGCAGUGGAAGCAAAGGCACCCCCGCUCCUACAAUAUGGUGACCCUCUUUCAGAUGUGGGUUGUCCCCCUCUAUUUCACAGUAAAGCUGCACUGGUGGAGGUUCCUAGUGAUCUGGAUCUUGUUCUCUGCCAUCACUGCCUUUGUCACCUUCCGAGCCACCCGAAAACCUCUAGUACAGACAACCCCAAGGUUGGUUUAUAAGUGGUUCCUGCUGAUCUAUAAAAUCAGCUAUGCCACUGGUAUCGUUGGCUACAUGGCUGUCAUGUUUACUCUCUUUGGUCUUAACUUAUUAUUCAAAAUCAAACCUGAAGAUGCCAUGGACUUUGGCAUUUCACUCCUCUUCUAUGGCCUCUACUAUGGAGUUCUUGAACGAGACUUUGCAGAAAUGUGUGCAGACUACAUGGCAUCUACCAUAGGGUUCUACAGUGAGUCGGGCAUGCCUACCAAACACCUUUCAGACAGCGUUUGUGCCGUGUGUGGGCAGCAGAUCUUCGUGGAUGUCAGUGAAGAAGGCAUCAUCGAGAACACAUACAGGCUGUCCUGCAAUCACGUAUUCCACGAGUUUUGCAUCCGUGGCUGGUGCAUUGUGGGAAAGAAGCAGACGUGUCCCUACUGCAAAGAGAAGGUAGACCUCAAGAGGAUGUUCAGUAACCCCUGGGAGAGGCCUCACGUCAUGUAUGGGCAGCUGUUGGAUUGGCUUCGAUACCUGGUAGCCUGGCAGCCUGUGAUCAUUGGCCUGGUACAAGGCAUCAACUACAUCCUGGGCCUGGAAUAG